AUGACCUUCUCGUCACUGCCAGAGGACGACUCUCUGCGCUCCUCAAGCGUUGUCGUCGACAGCCCAGUCCCUCAACGGCGGACCAAGCCCGAUCUUGAUUUUAUAGACGAAGACGACGAGGAUGAACUCAGCAUUGUCUCCCAAUCGCCCUACUUUACUCAGCCUACCCAGAUCGCCUCACAACCGACAGUGAAACCACGAGACGCCGCCAUCCCGUCUUCCCCCACGGUCGUCGAAAAACCAAAGUUGUCCAACGAUGUCGGAAGUCCCAUUACGAGCCCCGCGAAACCUUACGUACUGCAAGAGGACUGGGUCACGCUCCGAUCUUCUUCGCCGGAAUCCCUGCAAUCCAUACGUCCGAAAGACUCUCCUGUAAAGCCUGCCCCGGCACCUCCAGCACCGGCUCGCCGUCGCUUAGUUCAGGGUCGUCGGCGACGCAGCCCGUCGCCAGCAAGCUCACCAGUCAAACCGACGGCAGUCAAACCGACCGAGAAGCCCGCUCCCAAACUCAAGCAGACCAAGAUAAUCACACUCGUUAGCGACGAUGAAGAUGACGACGACUAUGUCCAAAAGAAGUCGGCGCGCUCGCCUGAGCCACAACCGGAACCUUCGCAGCGGAAUCCGGAAGAAGAUGCCUUCGAAGAGCGUGUCCUUAACUACCUCAAUACCUGCGACCCUAUACAAUUGAUGGCCAUUGCCAACGUCAAAGAAGACGUUGCGAAGCACAUGCUCUCUUACCAGCCUUUCGACAGUGUGGCUGAUGCUGAGAGAGUGACAAUGGCAGCAAAGGCUACGAAGGCCAAGCGCAAGAAGUCGACUAGGGCACCCGUUGGCGAAGAUAUCGUGGGCUCUAUCAAGGAGUACACCAAGGCGUUGGAUGGCAUUGACCAUGUUAUUGCUGUCUGCGAGUCGCAAGCAACCGCGAUCAAGGACGCCACCUCGAGGUGGAAGGUCGACCAAACCGGUCAGCCUCGAACAGUGACGAACAAGGAUGGGACCAUUACGCCUCUCAGCGUUGACGGUACGACUAAGCUGGUCGACCUUCCCCUAAGCCAGCCGGAGCUCAUGAGCGGCUGCACGAUGAAGCCUUUCCAGCUGUAUGGGCUUAACUGGCUGUAUCUCUUGUACGAGAACCAGUAUGCGAGCAUUCUAGCUGACGAUAUGGGUUUGGGCAAGACUUGCCAGGUCAUCAGUUUGAUCUCUGCGAUUGUCGAGGAACAUGAGAAACACAGCCAGGAUGAUGAUAGCAACCAACCAUGGCCGAACAUCAUCUUUGUUCCUCCCUCCACACUCGCGAAUUGGGCCGCCGAGUUCAAGAGGUUCGCCCCGGGCUUGAAUGUGACUCUGUACCAGGGUUCACAAGCUGUUCGCGAUGAGAUUGCCGACAACAUUUUGGACGAUCCCGCUAGCCACCACGUCGUUUUGACAUCGUACUCCCAGGUGUCGCGCCAGGACGACAUCUCGAAUUUAAGACGACUGAAGCCAAUGGUCGCCGUUUUUGACGAGGGCCACAAAAUGAAGAACCCCAAGACGAAACUGUACAAAGAUCUGCUGAAGAUUACCGCCACAUGGCGACUCAUCCUCUCUGGCACACCUGUCCAAAACAACCUCAUGGAAAUGAUCUCCCUGCUUCAGUUCGUCGAGCCGGAGCUCUUCCGGGACCAUUUCGAUGAUCUCGAAGCACUUUUCAACCAGAAGUUCUCUUUGACGGCAGUCUCACAGGGCGCACUGCUCCACAGCGAACGAGUGGCGCGGGCUAGGACGAUCUUGGAGCCCUUCAUCCUCCAGCGACGCAAAGAGCAGGUCCUGAAGGACAUGCCUCCUAAAACAGCCAAAGUCGUUUACUGUGAGAUGGACGACACACAGAGCGCCAUUUACAAAGACUACGAACGUCGGUUCCGGAAGACCGACGCCACAGGCGCCAGCAAUGUCGGUCGUGAUAACGACAACAACAAUGUCUGGAUUCAGCUCCGGAAAUCGGCCAUCCAUCCGCAGUUGUUCAGGCGCUAUUUCAAUGAUGCGACGGUGGAAAAGAUGGCCAACAUCUUGAUGAGGAAGGUUGACCAAUCGGAGCUUCGGCAGCCAAAGAUCGAACAUCUUAUCAAUGAGCUCAAGGCUCUUUCAGACUUUGAGCUCCAUCUGUGGUGCAGAGACUACAAGUGCAUCAGGCAAUUCGAUCUUCCGGAUGGGUCUUGGAUGGAGAGUGCCAAGGUUCAGGCCCUGUUGAAACUGAUCAAGCAGUACCAGAAGAACGGCGACCGCGCCUUGGUGUUUACACGAUUCGCCAAAGUCAUUGAGAUUCUGGGAGAAUGUCUUGCCUCGGAGAAGAUUGAAUAUCUCUCCUUGCAAGGAAACACGGACGUCAGCGAACGUCAGGAACUCAUCAACGAGUUCAACGCCGACGCGACCAUCCCAGUCUUUUUGCUCACGACGGGCUCGGGAGGCACAGGCAUCAACCUGACCGCGGCCAACAAAGUCAUCAUCUUCGACCAGUCCGAUAACCCGCAAGACGAUAUCCAGGCCGAGAACCGUGCUCAUCGUCUCGGCCAGACGCGCCCUGUGGAAAUUAUCCGACUCAUCAGCAAGGAUACCGUGGAAGAGCUGGUCUACAAGGCCUGCCAGAAGAAGCUGGAACUUGCCAACAAGGUGGUUGGCUGGUCCACCGUGGAGAUGUCACAGAGUGAGAUGGAGGCCCAAGUUCGUGCUGCCAUUAUGAAUGGUGGCUCGAUUGCAACCCCUCCAUCUGACUAG
Neurospora tetraspora is the source of this 2751-nucleotide messenger RNA. Its product is annotated as SNF2 family N-terminal domain-containing protein. The record is from RefSeq and is a predicted model, not a curated record. The coding region runs from base 1 to 2751 and encodes 916 amino acids. Gene Ontology annotation, molecular function: ATP-dependent chromatin remodeler activity; chromatin binding; ATP binding. Gene Ontology annotation, cellular component: nucleus. The transcript is spliced from 3 exons. Lineage: Eukaryota; Fungi; Ascomycota; Sordariomycetes; Sordariales; Sordariaceae.